This is a messenger RNA of Nymphalis io (European peacock), 2268 nucleotides long. RefSeq names its product UBX domain-containing protein 4. Lineage: Eukaryota; Metazoa; Arthropoda; Insecta; Lepidoptera; Nymphalidae. The record is from RefSeq and is a predicted model, not a curated record. The transcript is spliced from 12 exons. Gene Ontology annotation, molecular function: protein binding. Bases 153 to 1820 code for a protein of 555 amino acids.
ACGUCAGUUCUAUCAAUUUGUCAAAAUUCGUUGUGUCAUGUCAUGCUAAUAUUUUCGUAGCAGUGAGCAAUUGAAAAAUUUACCAAAAAAAUAGUAAACUGAGUGCGUACAGCUUACUUUGGACCUGAAAUAGUGGAAUAGGGUCAUCCAAAAUGCAUUGGUACGGCGGAAGUAUGGCCGAAGCGGUCACACUUUCGAAACAGAGAAAUGCAAUUUUCGUGGUUUUUGUAGAAGGUGACAAUGAUCUAUCCAAGGAGCUGGCCUCGACUAUAGAUGACAGUGUUGUUUUGAAACGCCUCGGUGACCCAAAUAAUUUUCUUGCUGUGAAACUUAAAAGCGGUUCAGAGAACUACACAUUCUUUGCUCAAAUCUACCAGUUUGUACCGGUCCCAUCACUAUUCUUCAUCGGAAGGAACGGUACUCCACUAGAAGUUGUAUGCGCUGGUAUUGAGCCACAAAAUCUAGCGACGAGAAUUGAUCGUAUUUUACAAGAACACAGAAAAGACCAAACAAGUUCUCCAGUUCAACCGUCAACGUCAACCAGCAAUAUCAAAGACCAGACCGUGAAUUUCCUCCAAACCGAAGCAAGUGUAACAAAGGCACAAGCUUCACCGGAUUCAGAACAAGUCCAUAGUGCUUCUGGUGCCCCGAAAAGUCCAGUGGCUUCACCAAGUGCUCCAGAUACUAUUCCAAAGAGUCCAGAAUCACCUAAAAACACUGCUCCGUUAGAUAAUGAACCAGAAAUAUCCGGUCCGGCAGCUAAGAUAGCGAAGACAGAGCACAACGAAGCGACCAAGUCAGGCGUGGAGUACGAAGUGGUCUGUGAAGGAGACGUCUGCGUCAGGCGUCCUAAGGCGGGCCUGCCUGGACCUAGCAGCAGCAGUCAGCCAGCGAAGGAGGAACCAGCGCCAGCUGAAAGCGCAGCCAGCAUAGAAGAAAAGAUGGAGAAGGCUAAGGAAUUAAUAGAGAUAAGGAGGAGGGAGAAGGCUGAUAAAGAAAAGGAGUUGGAGAAAGAGAAGGAAUUAGAACGAAGGACAAUGGGACAAGGGGUUGCUGAAUUGAAGAGGUGGCAAGCGGAGCAGGAGUUGAAACAAAUUCAGGAGGAGAGAAAACGUGAAAAAAUGGAAAAUAAUUUGGCGAGGCAGCGAAUUUUGGAGCAAAUAGCGCAGGAUCGCGCUGAGAGGAAGGCUCGCGAGCAACCCCCACCCGCGCCAGCAACAGUCAACCAGCCCACCGUGGUGGGUGACACGUCGGGGCGCGCGCGCGUGCAGUUCAAGUUGCCGGACGGCGGCGCGCACACGGCGCACUUCGACGCGGCCGACACGCUGGCCGACCUGCAGCGCUACGUGGCCGACAACCUGCACCUGUCGGCGUCGUCGUUCUCGCUGUGGACGGCGUUCCCGCGCCGCGAGCUGACGGAUGGCGGCGCCAGCCUGCGCGCGCUGCAGCUCGCGCCCUCCGCCGCGCUGCUCGUGCUGCCGCGCGGGGCCGCCGCGCUCGCGCCCGCGCCCGCGCCCGCGCCCUUCGCCGCGCUGCUCGCAUUCAUCACCCAGAUCUUCACAUCGCUGGUGGUCGACCCCACCUACCAGAUAUACAACUGGAUCCACAGCCGCUUCUUCGCUGCGCCCCCGACCAAUCCCACGGAACCCACUACACCCAGGCCCACCAGUCCGACCACUCCCACUAGUCCCACCGGCCCAGCCAACCCUUCCACCCUCCCCGGUCUGAGGCGAAGGGGCAACAUCCACAGGCUAACGGGCGACAGGUCUGGUGAUGAUGAAAAUAACACCUGGAAUGGUAACUCAACACAGCAGAUGUAAUUAUUCGUGGUAAUCCAGCGUGUCCAUUAAAAAAUGGUUUCAUAUACAAAUAAAAAUAUGAUAGAUAAUCACAUAUGUUCGUUAAAUAUCGCUAGGCAAUUAAAAAUAUAUGCUGUAAAAUUAAUUUAUAAAUUUUAUAUAAUCUGUGUAAUUAAAAUACAUUUAGAUAGUCUAAAUGAAUGUUGCCUUCUAUCUAAACAAUAAUUUACCGACUAGGAUUUUCGAUUAUAUUUUUUUAUUAUCUAUAUAUUAUUUUAAAAAAGGUUGUAAUGGCAAUAAUUUAUUUCCUAUCUGAUUUUUUUUUACUGGCAAUUGUAUAUUUUAUAAUAUUUGUUAUUGUGAUAUAUAUAUUUUAAUUGAUGAAUGUAAAAUUACAGCAUUUAUUUAAGUAUUUUCUUUGCUCCUGGUUUAAUAGUUUAGGUUUUAAUUUUGACGUAUUUAUGGAAAA